Melopsittacus undulatus (budgerigar) is the source of this 622-nucleotide messenger RNA. RefSeq names its product ribosomal protein L14 (gene RPL14). NCBI's taxonomy places the organism in Eukaryota, Metazoa, Chordata, Aves, Psittaciformes, Psittaculidae. The record is from RefSeq and is a predicted model, not a curated record. Gene Ontology annotation, biological process: ribosomal large subunit biogenesis; translation. Gene Ontology annotation, cellular component: ribosome; cytosolic large ribosomal subunit. Gene Ontology annotation, molecular function: RNA binding; structural constituent of ribosome. The transcript has 6 exons. The coding region runs from base 78 to 599 and encodes 173 amino acids.
ACGCGCAGUGGGGACUCCGGGUGGACUUCUGGGUGCUGCAGAAGCCACGCCUCCUUUUCGGCUCUCCGGCGGCCAUCAUGGUGUUCAAACGCUUCGUUGAGAUUGGCAGAGUUGCCUUUAUUUCCUUCGGGCCUCAUGCUGGCAAGCUGGUGGCUAUUGUGGAUGUUAUUGACCAAAACAGGGCACUGGUUGAUGGCCCCUGCAGUGGUGUCAGGAGGCAGGCUAUGCCCUUCAAGUGCAUGCAGCUGACUGACUUUGUUCUCAAGUUCCCACACAGUGCUCGUCAGAAGUGUGUGCGACGUGCCUGGGAGAAGGAGAAUAUAAAUGAAAAAUGGGCAGCUACAAGGUGGGCAAAGAAGAUCGAAGCCCGAGAAAAGAAAGCCAAAAUGACCGACUUUGAUCGCUACAAGGUUAUGAAAGCAAAGAAAAUGAGAAACAGGAUCAUCAAGCAUGAAAUGAAGAAGCUCCAGAAGUUGGCUUCUCAAAAGGGCAAGAAGCCAGAGAAGGCGCCAAAGCCACAGAAGGCAUCAAAGGCAGAAAAGGCUCCAAAGCCACAGAAGGCACAGAAGCAGGAGAAGGCGCAGAAGGCACAGAAAUAAAAUGAACUUCUAGUUGUGUAUGA